Messenger RNA from Medicago truncatula (barrel medic), 1259 nucleotides. RefSeq names its product NAC domain-containing protein 92. The transcript has 3 exons. Lineage: Eukaryota; Viridiplantae; Streptophyta; Magnoliopsida; Fabales; Fabaceae. Gene Ontology annotation, biological process: regulation of DNA-templated transcription. The record is from RefSeq and is a predicted model, not a curated record. The coding region runs from base 72 to 1130 and encodes 352 amino acids. Gene Ontology annotation, molecular function: DNA binding.
UUAAUCACUUGUUUUUAUUCAACUUAGUUUUUAACUUGCUUCAUUGAUGAAACAGAGGACUUUAAUGCAAGAUGGGAUCAAAUGAGAAUGUUUCCAAUCAAAAAAUGGAAAAUGAAAAGGUCAAAUUUGAUGCUGGUGUACGAUUCUUUCCGACCGAUGAAGAGCUUAUAAAUCAAUACCUUGUCAAGAAAGUUGAUGACAAUAGCUUCUGUGCUAUAGCUAUUGCGGAAGUUGAUAUGAAUAAGUGUGAACCAUGGGAUUUACCAGAGAUGGCUAAAAUGGGAGAAACAGAAUGGUAUUUUUUCUGUGUGAGGGACAAAAAAUACCCAACUGGUCAAAGGACCAAUAGAGCUACUAAUGCUGGCUAUUGGAAAGCAACAGGCAAAGACAAAGAGAUUUACAAGGGAAAUUCAUUAAUUGGGAUGAAAAAAACAUUGGUUUUCUACAAAGGAAGAGCUCCGAGAGGUGAAAAAUCCAACUGGGUCAUGCAUGAAUACAGAUUGGAGGGUAACUCACUCUCUAAGCACAACAUUUUUCCUGAGCACAACCUUUUUCCUGAGCACAACCUAUCCACACAUGGAAUGAGUGAAUGGGUUGUCACUAGAGUCUUUGAGAAGCGUAAUUGUGGAAAGAAAAUGAAUGGUUCAAAACUUGGAAGGUCUAACUCCUCUAGAGAAGAACCAUCAAAUACUAAUGCAGCAUCUCUAUGGGCUCCAUUUUUGGAAUUUUCUCCCUACAAUAGUGAAAAUAAAAUCACUAUUCCUGAUUUCUCAAAUGAGUUCAAUUCAUUCACCAAUCCAAAUCAAUCAGAGAAACCAAAAACACAAUAUGACAACAUUGUUCAUAACAAUGAAACAAGUAUCUUGAACAUUUCAUCGUCUUCAAAACAAAUGGAUGUUUACCCUUUAGCUGGAGCAACAGUGGCUGAUCCCAACCUAACCUCAAUGGCCGGGAAUUCUUCAAACUUUUUCUUCUCCCAAGAGUUUUCGUUUGGGAGAGAAUUUGAUGCGGAUGCUGAUAUCUCAUCUGUGGUAUAUGGAAAUGACAUGUUUCAAAGGUGGUCUGGGUAUCAAGAUUUGUCACCAGCUUCUACUGGACUUGCAGCCAAUGAUAGCUUCUGGAAUUUCUGAUUACAAACAAAAUUUCUUGUUGGUAGUGUGUCUGCAUGUCCUUUUUAUCUGUUUGUUAGUCUGAACGGUCAAAUUAUCCCUUGUAUAAUACCUGUUUUAUUAUAGUGUAUUGUAUCUAUUUUAUCUGAA